Bombus impatiens (common eastern bumble bee) is the source of this 643-nucleotide messenger RNA. RefSeq names its product 40S ribosomal protein S10. NCBI's taxonomy places the organism in Eukaryota, Metazoa, Arthropoda, Insecta, Hymenoptera, Apidae. The record is from RefSeq and is a predicted model, not a curated record. Gene Ontology annotation, molecular function: RNA binding; structural constituent of ribosome. Gene Ontology annotation, cellular component: cytosolic small ribosomal subunit. The transcript is spliced from 3 exons. Bases 127 to 606 code for a protein of 159 amino acids.
GUUUCCAUUAUAUAUUCGCUAUUUCCGGUUAAUCUCGAUACAUCACGAUAUAUCGAUUUGUGCAUACGAAAUAUCGAACGCCUGAAAUUUUUCUUUCCGACAGAAGUCCACAAUUGAAGCGUCAAAAUGUUGAUGCCAAAAAAGAAUCGUGUUGCAAUUUAUGAGUACCUUUUUAAAGAAGGUGUUAUGGUUGCAAAAAAAGAUUAUCAUGCACCAAAACAUCCAGAACUGGAAUGUAUUCCAAAUCUUCAAGUUAUUAAGGCUAUGCAGUCUUUGAAAUCUAAAGGAUAUGUUAAAGAACAGUUUGCUUGGAGACAUUUUUACUGGUAUUUAACAAAUGAAGGCAUUGAAUAUUUGCGUGGAUACUUACAUUUACCACCUGAAAUAGUACCUUCCACACUUAAAAGACAAACCAGAUCGGAAACUACAAGACCAAGACCUACAACAGGUGCAAGAAGCGAAGCAUCUAGACCUACAGAAGAUCGUGCUGGAUAUAGACGAGGUCCUGGAGGCCCAGCUGGUCCUGGUGAUAAAAAAGCUGAUGUUGGUGCUGGUACUGGAGAUGUUGAAUUCCGCGGUGGUUUCGGUCGUGGUAAACCACAAUAAUAUUUUAAUGUAAAAUAAAUAAACAUUUCGUAAUAUA